Papilio machaon (common yellow swallowtail) is the source of this 2214-nucleotide messenger RNA. RefSeq names its product serine/threonine-protein kinase VRK1 (gene ball). Gene Ontology annotation, cellular component: cytoplasm; nucleus. The transcript is spliced from 6 exons. Gene Ontology annotation, molecular function: protein serine/threonine kinase activity; ATP binding. Gene Ontology annotation, biological process: peptidyl-serine phosphorylation; signal transduction. Bases 192 to 1853 code for a protein of 553 amino acids. NCBI's taxonomy places the organism in Eukaryota, Metazoa, Arthropoda, Insecta, Lepidoptera, Papilionidae. The record is from RefSeq and is a predicted model, not a curated record.
CAAUUGUGUCAACAAACGCAAAGCCGCAAAACGAAAAAUACUUUUAGAUUUAGUUUAGUAACAUUGUUAUAGGUUGUUGUAUAUUUCACUGUAAAUAAUAACUAUAAGUUACUCGUAGAUUAUACAAAUUAUUACUCAUCUUAAAGACAUCGUUAAAUUGUUAGUUUGAUAGUUUACGGCGUCGAUUCAAAAUGUCUGGAAGAGCGAAAAAGGCUAGCGCGCCGAGAAAAAAAGCAAACGGCUAUAAAAUGCCCGCACCGAUUCCUUUAGGUGAAGUAAUUCAUGACACCAUAGCUAAAAAGAAAUGGCGCAUCGGUCCUUCUAUAGGAGUUGGCGGGUUUGGUGAAAUUUAUUCAGCUUGUGAACAUGAGGGGUCGCCUAAAAAAGGCGCAAAUUAUCCCUAUGUCGUCAAAAUUGAACCACAUGAGAAUGGUCCACUAUUUGUGGAAAAACAUUUUUAUAUACGAAAUGCCAAUAAGGAUGACAUUGCCAAAUUUAUGCAGAGUAAGAAAUUGUCAACAUUAGGUAUGCCAUCUUACUAUGGUAAUGGGUCACAUGAUUUCAAAGGAGAGAAAUACAGGUAUUUAGUACUGGAGAGGUAUGGCAAGGACCUUUGGAGUUUGUUCAAAGAGUCGGGGCGGUCAUUUCCUGUGCCAACUGUCUUCCAAAUUGGAUUACAAAUGUUGGAUGUGCUGGAAUACAUACAUAGUAAAGGCUAUGUCCAUGCAGACAUAAAGGGAGCCAAUAUACUUCUUGGUCUAAAGAAAGGCACAGAGAACCAGGCGUAUCUUGUAGACUUUGGUCUCGCUACACGAGUGAAUGAUAAAGAAUUCAAACCGGAUCCCAAAUGUGCACACAAUGGCACCAUUGAGUACACCAGCAGAGAUGCACAUAUUGGAGUGGCGACAAUGCGUGGUGACCUGGAGAUUCUGGGCUACAACAUGCUGCAGUGGAUAGUUGGGGAGUUGCCGUGGGAGAAGCACCUCAAGCAGCCCAAGACUGUGCAGACCAUGAAGGAGACCUUCAUGAAGAAUGUCCGCAGUGAAAUCUCCAAAAACUAUCCCAAUGUACCUGAUGCAUUAAUUAAAUUCUUUGAAUAUAUCAAUUCACUCAAGCCAAAGGAGCAAGUUAAUUACACAAAAUGUCGACAAAUAUUAGAAAACUACCUCAAAAGUGAAGGAAAAACAAAGACAAGUAAAUUGGAAUUCAAAAAUACAAAGAAACGAAAAGGUAAAAAUGAUACUACUGAAGACACAGAUGAGGUUGAUGGAGAAGAAAUUGAAGAGGUAGAAAAGAAGGAAACUAAAAGAAAGAAAGUUGUCAAAAAAGUAGCCAGCCGAACAAGGAAAGUUGAAAAACCAGUUGAAUCUGAAACAGAGGACUGUGAAAACGAGGAACCCGUAGAAAAGCCGCGAGCGAAGAGAACAUUAAAGAAACCAGUUAAGAGGAAAUCUUUGGAACCGUCGCUAGUGAUCAAAGUGAAGAAAACUAAAAUGACACCGAAAGCAACACCGCCCGCUAAAAGGAACCACGCUAACAUGGCGACACAGACCUCAACUGAGCGACCCAAGCGCAGCCCGAGGCAGGUCUCCUUCGAUAGUCCUAUCUGUGAAAUCAUUGGCAGUAACAAACCGUUCAGUGCAGCAAAAGAUAACAAAUCUGCGGACUCCAGCGGAGAUAUAUUUGAUGAUUCUUUUACGUUAGAAGGCAAAAAGACUAAACCAAAGAAACGGCUUUGCUCCGAUGAAGAGAUUUCAGUCACCAGAGUAGUUAAGAAGAAAUUGACGGUAAGGAAAGGUAGGUCGUGGAAAGACACUCCGGCAGUUCUCAACGGAAGAUCACCACCGAAAUAAUGUUACAUGUACCUGUUUGUAUUCACUUGCUGUGAAAUCAAGGUAGAGAAGUUAACACACUCAAUUUAGGCAUAUCAAUUAGAAUUAGGUAUUUUAUUAAAAAUAAUGCAUUUAGUUUUGAAUACAUAGUGAUAACAAGCAAUAUAUCUUUUAGAAGUCUUUAUACAGCUAUAAUUACAGCAAGAGGAAGUAUUAGAAACAGUCAUAUGUGGAUAGAAUUUUAAGUAAGAUAUUGAGGUACUGAUGAAUCCAGUUAUGAACCGAUUAAAAGUUUUUUUUAAGUGAUUUACAUAAACAUAGGAAUAAUUGGUUACCGAUGAAUAAAUUUGUGUAUGGAAUGUGCUAAAAGUUUUUAAUUGGA